Molecule: messenger RNA, 3588 nt
Organism: Psylliodes chrysocephalus
Lineage: Eukaryota; Metazoa; Arthropoda; Insecta; Coleoptera; Chrysomelidae
Source: the annotation of a GenBank genome assembly
AAGGAAGGCACGCACGUAUAAGUUCUACGCUUGCCGGGGACUAUGUUUAUUAGAAGUAGUACUUUAAGGUCACAAUAAAUGCGAUCAUACCAGUAAUAUAAAAUUCAAUUUUCGCAAGUUCAAGUUUAAUUUUUUUUAACAGUAUCAAAGUAGGAGAAGUGCAGUUGGUUAUCAGUAAGACUAUUAUCGAUUAAGUUGUUCAGUGUACGGAUAAAAAUGGUACUAUUACCACGGAUUGAUAGUGUUUAUGUUCCAGCCGGAGCAGCCAGUAUAAUCUUCUUCGUGGCUGGUACAACAUGCACUUGGUCAUCUCCAGAGAUCCCUAAACUCGAAGACGCAAGUGAAAAUCCUUUCGGAAGACCCAUCACCCCUUACGAAAUAUCAUGGAUCUCGUCGCUACUAGCUCUUGGAGCCAUCUUUGGUCCUUUCAUGUUCGGCUAUUUGGCAGACAAAAUCGGAAGAAAAAAUACCAUGCUGUGCGUUGGAGUCCCGUUUUUAGUUUCCUAUACAUUAAUGGCAGUGGGAACCGUCGUGGAAAUUUUUUACUUGGCAAGAGCUUUGGCAGGAAUCAGCUUGGGAGGAACAUUUAUAGUCUUGCCAAUGUACUUAAGUGAAAUAGCUGAAAGCAAAAACAGAGGACUCAUUAGUUGUGCAGCCGGGUGUUCUUGCUGCAUGGGACUACUAUUUACAGUGUGUUUUGGACCCUACAAACCAAUCGGGUAUUUUAACGCAGUAAUGGCCAUGCCUCCACUGAUUUUUCUCGUCUUAUUUGGAAUCUUAGGAGUUGAAAGCCCUAUUUACCUUGUGAAGAAGCAACAAAGUGAUAAAGCUGAACUAAUCUUAAAACAUCUAGGAAGAAGUCCGGAGAUGAUAAAAAAGGAUAUUAUAGAAAUGCAAGCGGAAUAUCAAGUGAAGGAAGAACCAUUUAAUACUUUAGACUUUUUCACGUCAAAACCUUUACUAAAAGGAAUCAUUUCUGCUGUGGGCAUUCUGAUCUUUCAACAAUUAUCUGGCAUAAAUGCUAUAAUGUUCUACAGCGAGCAGAUUUUUAGAGAGGCUGGUACUAAGUUGGCACCAACUUAUUGUACAAUGAUUUUAAUAUUUGUGCAAUUUAUUAGCAGCUUUAUAGCUCCGUUUUUAGUAGACAGAAUUGGUCGAAAAGUUUGCCUGGUGAUCUCGGGUGUUGGCAUGGUUCUAACGGAAGGAACACUCGGUCUCUUUUGUUACUUCAAGCACGAACAGUACGACCUCAGCGACAUCACGUGGAUACCAAUAGCGGCCCUAACUACUUUCAUAGUGUUUUUCAAUGUAGGUUUCGGCCCUCUGCCGUGGAUUAUCAUGGCUGAAAUGUUUUCAAAUAAAUAUAAAUCGUUCGCUAUCGGUUUUGUGGCUACAGUCGCAUGGGUGGCUUCGUUUUUGGUGACUAAAUGUUUUGACGUAGCCGUAACCUCCUUCGGUAUGGAUAACGUGUUUUUCUUUUGCGCACUUUGCUGUUUUCUAUCCAUUAUUUUUACUACUAUUUACCUAAUCGAGACUAAGGGUAAAAGUUUGCAGGAAAUACAGGAACUUUUAAGUAAAUAGUGGAAUAUAUUAACUUGGGGAAAAAUUAUUCAUUUGUCAUCAUAUUUAAAGCUGUAAAAAGAAGUAUAUAAAUACCAAAAAAAAUGCUUCUCAGUUGUGCUUGUAUUUAUUCAGCAUUGUUGUUCCAAUAUAGCAGCCGUAUAUGCUCAGAAAACACUUAUGUGCUUGAAUAAUUCAAGACAGGAUAAACAUAUUUCUAAUAUCAAAAACGGAAAUUCCGGAUAUGGUAAUUAUUCUUUGGGUUAACAUUAAGUUUGAUUCAACAGCAACAAAGAACUGUUCUGAAUUUGUGUGUUUCAACGAAAAUUUAAAAUAAAUUUUAUAACACACCGUUGUUCAAACUGAAAAUUGAAUCAGUAAUGACCGAGAAUUGUUGGUUCUGACAUGUACACAGCGUCUUCAUUCACGUGGUUCUUUCAUUUUUUUGGGCUACAAUCCUGCAGUCGUAUGUAUGUAUUGUGAAUAAGCGGUAUUGUUUUGCAGUGUACACUAUUUUUUUGUCACUAAUAAAUGGAAAAAUCCAGCUAGAAAUCAUAGAUAAAAAAAAUAACAAAGAAGAAGCGACCGUUGGGAUCUAACAGUUGGAGAUUGACCUUUGCAACAUAAAGUGAGUUCAGAAGUCAAUAAAUUAUCGAGUGAGCUCAGAAACAGUCCAUUAGUAAGUUGCGAACGAUUUGAAAUUAUUUAUUAGAACGUACUUAUUAAAAUUCAUACCUAUCAGAUACUACCUGAAAAUCGGUUGACCAGCGGCGCAUAUACGGUGGAGAGGGAUGUAAUUCCUCCCCCAAUAAUUUUUACACCUAACUUUUUAUAGGUACUAAAUAUAUAUUAUUAUCAGAAAUAAUGUCUUAAAUAUUACCACUAACUCUACAGACUUAAACUCUGGAUGCGUCACUGCAGUUGAUAGUUGUGUCAUGUUCAAAGUUUGAUAACUUCGAAUUUUGCCAUUCAAAAUAUCACCUUUUUUGCAGAAAUAAGGGACAUAAAGAUUGGAAAUGCUCAUAAUAAGCCCAUGCUUAACAACGACCAUCUCUAACGCAAUUAUCAUCUGACCCACUAUGUGGCACUAAUAUCGUUAUCAAACAAAUACCAUAGCGGGAAAUUUAAAAACGUUCCUAAUAUUUGCUUUUUUAACCGACUUCAAAAAGGAGGAGGUUCUCAAUUCGUCGUAAUAUUUUUUUUGUUCAUAACGAUAUAGGUAUUAGUUUUUUUUUAUUAAUUUUGACGUUUGACAAAAAUGGUAUCACUAGUAACAUAUUCUAUGCUAUUAUUGAAUACUGAUAUUUAAUAAAGAAUAUUUUAAAGUGUAAAUAGUAGGUAAUAAAACUCUUAUCAUUAUUAUGAAUGUAUUAAUAAUAUAGUGCAUUAUUGUUAUUAAUUUAUAACUAGAUAUUAAGUACCUAUAUUUAUGUAUAUUUAUAUUUUUUAUUGGUGGCUUCGGAUUCGACAACUUAGGCCAUUGGCCUCGUGUUUUGUGUAGGUUACGAAGUGAUAGUACUCUAUACUCCAAAUUGUAGGCAUUGCUACUAGUUCCUAGCGCCACUUUGGGUACAUCAUUUUUAAUUAGAACCCAACAGUGAAUGGUCGAGUGGAAAAUCCUGUACUUUAAAAUUAAUUUAUAAUUAAUUAAAUUGAUUAGAAAAAAUCACUUUGAUUCGAACUUAGAACUGUUGGACUCGCAAGUCUAGACUUUUACGACUGAGCCACCCACCCUCUAUGUAUAUUUAUUUAAAAAUAUUUUAUAUAAAAAAAAAACUGUGAUACUAACGUUAGGUACUUUAUCUUAAUGAAUAGCCUUAGUUAUUUCCUAUACCUGUUUGUUUUUACUAAAAAAUCACGCAAGAAUUAAAUAUAUUUAUCUAGUCUCUGUUAGACCAUUAUUAGGAUAUUAAAUAUACAAAACAAACAAAAAAUACAAAACAUGAACGUUUUUUGAAGAAAUAUAAUGUAAUGAGAAUACCUUUUUCUGUAUUUUACUGAUAAAUUGUAUAAAUUAAAAUGAGGUAG